AUGCGGUAUUUGUUCUCAAGAUCAUGUUGUUUACAUGUACAUGUAGAGAAAGAAAAGCAAGUAUCUCAAGGAGACUUGGAGAUUAGACCAGGAUCCGAUCUAUUGGUUGAGGUUUUAGGACCAGAGCAUCCUGGUCGUAUGAGGGCAAUCGGGCACAAUGUUGGAUUGAAGCAAUCUAUACUAGGGAUUAAAGAGAAAAAUAGGAAAAAACAUGAGAUACUAGAUUUGAAAGAGAUGAAGGCUAAGCAAGAGGAACAUGCCAAAUCGAUUGCUGACAUGGAAGAUAAUAUCGCCUCAUUACGACAUGAGAUUGCUAAGUAUAAUGAUGGCACUGUUACAAGCCCAAGCCCGGUGGUGAACAAAACUUGUCUUGAAUCGACACCAACGGUUCCUACAGAGUGUGAAUUGUUGCUACCUUACGACAUGGUGCAAAGAAGAUGUGCCAAGGGACGCGUCCACCCAUGUGGAAAUGGGAUAGUACAUUUGACACCUUUACAAAAAGAUCAUGUGAACGUAUCAGUAGAUAUAAUCUAUGGUGACUAUCAUUCUCUCCAUAUUCCUGUGCUGACCAGUGAUGCUGAUAACCUAGGGGAAGCACUUUAUAGUUUUAUUCAGUGGCCAAGACAUGCGAUUCUUCUUACUAAGACCUCCCACUCGUCUCCAUCGGUGGAAAAAGAUGCAAGUCCUCCCACUAAAAAAGUUGCCUCUGUUAUGGAUAACCAGGUCCAACAAUACCAAAAAAAGCAAGCAGCCAAGCGGUUGCUAACAAUUGCAAAGAGGGCAACACAAAAUUUUGUGACACCAAAGAAACUACAAGGCAGACCGGUCAUUCAAUCAUGGUAUAAUACUUUUACAAGCAACAAAUUUGUUGAAGAUUUUCAUGUUGAGUCAGAACCUGGUAUGUUUGGGCCGGGGAGGAUUGAAACAUACAUUAGGCAUGAUGUGAUUUUGGAGAUGUUGAAUAGUGAAGAGAUUGACAUCACUUGUAUACUUUGGUAUCAAAUAGUGCUACAUUCCAUUCUUGCAACAAAUGGGGUUAACAGUGGUUGCAUUUUGGAUUCCAUCAAGAAGUCAGGAAAUCCGAUUGAUUCCUACAAAGUCAUAAAGCAUGUUGAAAAGGCUGUUGAAAUGUUUAAUGAAGAUUUAGAAACAUCACAUCCAGUGAUAUGGAUAAUUGCUGAUUGCAACCAACAAUUGUCUAAAUGGGAAUGUGGCUAUUAUGUGUUGAAAUGGAUGCGUGAAUUUGUCAUGUAUCGGCAAUAUGCAUUCCCGAAUCUUUUCAUUGCUGAUGGUUGGUUCGAGUCCACUUUGAAUAAUGGAGCCACAGUAAUCGAAAAGGCGGUGGUUGGUGGCGGUGGCAAGGUGGAUCACAAUCUGCAAUUGAUCAUUGAGGGCGGCAUUGGGGUUGUCGGGGGUUGCCUUGGGGUUGUCGGAGGUGGAGCCGGACUCAGUUUUUGGAAGCAUUGA
Messenger RNA from Lactuca saligna, 1467 nucleotides. The record is from the annotation of a GenBank genome assembly. Lineage: Eukaryota; Viridiplantae; Streptophyta; Magnoliopsida; Asterales; Asteraceae.